Messenger RNA from Penicillium robsamsonii, 2262 nucleotides. RefSeq lists its product as uncharacterized. The transcript is spliced from 5 exons. The record is from RefSeq and is a predicted model, not a curated record. Bases 1 to 2262 code for a protein of 753 amino acids. NCBI's taxonomy places the organism in Eukaryota, Fungi, Ascomycota, Eurotiomycetes, Eurotiales, Aspergillaceae.
AUGGGUGUGUCAACGGAGAAAAAUCCCAAAGAUGCACCCGAUCAAUCGGAGACCAUCAGCGAAUCUUCCAGUGUGCGACCACCUUCCUAUUCGGCCGACAAGGUCGAGCAAGCGCCACUAGAACUGCCACUGUUGCAGCUGGGUCCCCCUACAUCUUCUUCGAUUACCGUCACUCCCGAUCAGUGCGUUGCACAUCUCAAGUUUCUGGCUGUGCUCGCAGACCUGCGAGAUACUAUCUCUAGUGAUGAUGGGCUCUUUAAUAUCAACGAUGCCGAAGCUGAAAGAUUCCCGGAUUCGGUGAAUGAAGCGCGGGCUCGUAUUCGCGAAAAACGCUGGGCCGUAUAUACAGCGCGUGCGGUCGAUCGAUAUACCGAGUGGUGGUCUAUUGGCCUUCCCCGGUCAAGGCCGAUGGCAACUAUCAAUGACUUGGAGAGUGUGGGCUAUGAAAAUAUCAUUAAUUGUGAUACUAUGGUCGCAUGGAGCACGGACAAUCUACCCCCGCUAGACAUUUUGAUGGUCUGGCAUGCUCAUUCGUUGAAUCCCCGGAACUUCCUUGAGGAUUGUAUUCGAUACGGCAAGAUGAGCACCUGGGCAACGGGAUUCCCAUGGGAAGUGAUAGAUCGUUGCAUCAACAACAACACGAUGGAUUAUACAGUUUCCGAACAAGCCAAGGAUCAGUUCGAGCAGAAAAUGAAUUUAAAGUGGAACAAUCUGCACGACCUGCCAACCAAGGACGUCAACUGCACAUGCUGCCAAAGGGUGAACGCUGUCCCAUGGACAGAUGCUUACUUUGGCGACAAUGUUGCCAAUGCCUUCAAAUUUGGCAAUGGCUACGCCGAUAAUUCAUUUGAGGUGAAAUGCUUCGGCUGUCAACACAUAAUCGACCAUGGCCGGCUUAAGGUGGCAAAAUUCCGAAAAGACCUUGCAGCAACUCUGUACGAAGACCUCCCCAUGCCCGGGUCGUUCACCGAUCUCCAUGGAAUUCCCGGGGGCCCAACUGCGAAGUUCAACCAUCGGGCCCUCCAAUAUAUGCUAUUCCCCACACGAGUUGUCCAGGCUGCUGGGAAGAACUUGAUGGAAUUUACUGAUGGCCGAGUGGAUUGGUGUCAGAACGUCGUCCGUCUGAAGGAGCAACUUGAGACCAAGCUACACGACAGAAAGAUUUUGAUGGCCGCGCAUGGUGCCAGCAUGAGUAGUAUCCUGCCUACCGAGAAGAUCCACUUCCGACGAAUGAUGUCUCGAUACUGGGAGAAUCUCAGUCCCUUUGCGCUAGACCUUGUGGGCGCUGUGAUCAGACAAGGCACCUUCGUGGAUAAAAUGGACCAAAUCGACUGGCUGCACUCGCCGACAGUCUUCAACACCAUGGACCGGCUGAUUAAAAAGUACAAAGUGUUCUUCCGGAUCAUGCUUGAAAACCCAAAGAAUAUGGCCGUGCCCACACUGGACGUCGACCUGGCCUGGCACACACACCAACUCAGCCCAUUGCGGUACUAUGGAUACAGCACAUCGAGCCCAUCAGCUAAUGAUCUUCGCGUGUUCAUCGACCACGACGACAAGGUCGACGAGGGAAAACUCUCCGACGGCUUCGCCUGGACCAGCAAAAUGUACCGCCGUAUCACCGACGGCGGCGUAUACAGCGAAUGCACCUGCUGGUACUGCGAGGCGACACGGACACCAGACCUGUAUGACCGGUUUAUCACUAUUGGUUCCGUCUCUCGGGCCCGAACCGCUGCAGACCUCUUGCACGAUCGCCCCGACAUCUCGUCCGACCCAAACAAGAACCCACAUAUCUCUUCACACAACUCUGUCCGGCCAACAAACCUGCACAUUAUGGCUGAGAAGGCAGGCGCUCUGAAACAUCAGAUUCUUCAAAACAACUACAGAAAGGCUGCCCGACGUGCUGAGAAGCGUGGCCGUCAACGAUCCGACUCUAAAUCAUCUAAUAACCAGGGCGACAUCUAUCCCUACUACAUGCCUUACGCAUAUGGGUACCCUAUUGUAGUGCCAUACUAUGGACCGUACAUGAUGGACCCGUCCAUCAACUGUGAUUCAUACGCAAGUAACCCUGGCUGCAUGAAUGUUACUGCAGGCGCCGCUGGGAACUGUUGUGCCGGCACGUGUGGUGGUUCUGCAGCCGCAGGUAGCUGUGCAGGAGAUGGUGGUAGUGGAGGGUGCAGCAGUGGCGCCUGCGGAGGAUCCGGUGGUGGUGGUGGCCUCACGCCCAAAACUCCUGCAGCCGCCUUCUCCUGUACCGUCUUGUAA